Molecule: messenger RNA, 1095 nt
Organism: Fonsecaea pedrosoi CBS 271.37
Lineage: Eukaryota; Fungi; Ascomycota; Eurotiomycetes; Chaetothyriales; Herpotrichiellaceae
Exons: 1
Coding region: 1-1095 (364 amino acids)
Source: RefSeq, a predicted model, not a curated record
AUGAAAUACCUUGCCCGAUACACAUCAAUCCCGGUACCGGAUGUUCUGGGAUCAGGUACAUGCGGGGCGGGCCCUUACAUUGUCAUGAGUUUUGUCGAAGGCGAGCCCCUUGCGGAAUUUCUCAAGGACUGGCACCAGGAAGGACGGCCAGUUCUGAACCCUCGGCUCAGUGACCGCGUCUUGAAGAGAGCGUACAGGGAAAUGGCUAAACUUAUCCUCGAACUAUCGAAGCCGGAGGUUCAAUAUAUUGGAGCACUUUGGCAAAGCGAGGCAAAUUUUUCUGUCACCAGUAGACCUUUGACUUGCAACAUGAACGAGCUGGCCACAAGCGCAAACCUUCCCCCUCAAGCAUUCCCAACCCAAGUCUUUGAAUCAGCGCCCGAUUUCUUCACAUCACUCGCGAACCAGUAUAUUUCCCAACUCCAGCUCCAGCGUAAUGAUUCCAUCACUGAUCAAGACGACUGCACAAAGAAAUACGUGGCCAGAUGCCUAUUUCGCAACAUAGCACAGGGCAUCUCCACGGAGCAUCGCAACAGCCCCUUCCGGUUGCAUUGCGACGACUUCCGACCCUCCAAUGUUCUAAUCGAUCUGCAAAAUCUCAACGUCACGGGUGUUGUUGAUUGGGAAUUUACUUAUGCAGCCCCCGCCGAAUUCACAUGCAUUGCACCUUGGUGGGUUUUGCUUCAAAGCCCGGAAGACUGGGAGUCAGACCUUCGCGCGUUCUUGGAACGUUUCAUGCCGCGCUUUCGUGUUUUUAUCGAAGCUCUCCGCGAACGCGAGGAAGAGAGCUCAAAUGAAGGAGAUGAUGCGGCAGCAGUCCAGCAACGUUUAUCUACGCGUAUGGAGUGGUCGCUUGAGACUGGGCUGUUCUGGGUUUGUCUUGCGGCCAAAUAUAGCUCCAUGUUCGACGAGAUUUACUGGACAUUCAUCGACGAGAUAUACCACGGACCUUUUACGGCGAUCGAAGACAGGCUUGGACUAUUGACCAAGGACGAGAGACACAGUCUCGAUGAACUGGUGCGGAUCAAGUUGGGACAUAUUGUCGAAGGGCCUCUAGACACUUAUUAUACUGUGGAUGACCUGAUGGAUCUCUGA